Molecule: messenger RNA, 1600 nt
Organism: Mangifera indica (mango)
Lineage: Eukaryota; Viridiplantae; Streptophyta; Magnoliopsida; Sapindales; Anacardiaceae
Product: probable indole-3-pyruvate monooxygenase YUCCA3
Exons: 3
Coding region: 137-1462 (441 amino acids)
Molecular function (GO): NADP binding; N,N-dimethylaniline monooxygenase activity; flavin adenine dinucleotide binding
Source: RefSeq, a predicted model, not a curated record
UUUGUUCUCUUCUCUAUUCUCCUUUGUCACCAUUCAUUUUUUCUACAAACAUCAUUCUUCUCCUCUCCAAUCUUCUCAAUUUCUUUUAAAGUUGUCUCUUUCACAAUCUUUUUAGCGCAGAUAUACAUUUGUCUUCAUGUUUAACAAUUGCCAUAACGUUCCGGACAUGUCUCCAAAUUUCAGUCUGGAUGAGUGCUUGUUUAACGGCCGUUGCAUAUGGGUGAAUGGGCCUGUAAUAGUUGGCGCUGGUCCUUCAGGUCUUGCAGUGGCUGCAGGCCUAAAACAACAAGGUGUUCCAUUCACAAUCGUAGAACGCGCCAGCUGCAUUGCCUCUCUUUGGCAAAACAGAACUUACGAUCGCCUUAAGCUUCACCUCCCAAAACAAUUUUGCCAGUUGCCACACUUUCCAUUUCCUGGUAACUUCCCUGAAUACCCCACCAAAUAUCAGUUCACUAACUACCUGGAAUCCUAUGCAAAACACUUCGACAUAAACCCGCAUUUCAAUGAGACAGUUCAGUCUGCUAAGUAUGAUGAAACUUUCGAGUUGUGGAGAGUCAAAACUGUUUCAUCUAGUGGUUCAGGUUCAACUGAGUAUAUUUGCCGGUGGCUUGUAGUGGCCACAGGUGAAAAUGCAGAGAAAGUUGUGCCUGAUUUUGAAGGCUUGCAGGAUUUUGAUGGUCAUGUUUUACAUUCAAGUGACUAUAAAUCAGGUGAAAAUUUUAGAGGAAAGCGUGUACUGAUUGUUGGCUGUGGCAAUUCAGGCAUGGAAGUUUCUCUUGAUCUCUGCAACCACAAUGCAAAGCCCUCGAUGGUCGUUCGAAGCUCAGUUCAUGUAUUGCCAAGGGAAGUUGUUGGGAAAUCAACAUUUCAAUUAGCUGUUUUGAUGAUGAAAUGGCUUCCACUUUGGCUAGCAGACAAGAUACUGCUUAUUGUAGCGCGGUUGGUUCUGGGAAAUGUGGAAAAAUAUGGUCUUAAAAGGCCAGCCAUUGGACCCAUAGAGUUGAAGAACAAUCAAGGAAAGACUCCAGUUUUGGACAUUGGAGCCUUACAAAAAAUUAAAUCGGGUGACAUUAAGGUUGUCCCGGGAAUCAAAAGGUUCAGUCAGGGCAAGGUGGAGCUCGUUAAUGGACAGAAUCUUGAGAUUGAUUCGGUUAUUCUUGCAACUGGGUACCGUAGUAAUGUUCCAUCAUGGCUAAAGGAAAAUGAGUUCUUUUCUGAAGAUGGAAUUCCAAAAAAUCCAUUUCCAAAUGGGUGGAAAGGCAAAGAUGGACUUUAUGCAGUUGGGUUCACAAAAAGAGGUCUUUCUGGUGCAUCUUUAGAUGCUGUAAAUGUAGCUCAUGAUGUUGCCAACACUUGGAAGGAAGAAACAAGGCAGAAAAAGAAGUCCAUUGCCUCUCGCUCUUGUCAUAGAAGAUGCAUAUCACAUCUAAACAAAUGGAAUCUUUUUUUUUUUUACAACUGAUUGAUCAAGAAAUGAGAUUAAUUUUCGUGUAGAAAAGCACUAGAGGAAGCAAAAAAACCCACUAUCAAAAGCCGGGAGCAGCCCUCUCCUUUAUAGAACCCCCCCAAGAUUUGCAAAUAAUUGGAGAAUUUUUUUUAC